CGCGAACAAGCCAUCACUGCACACCUGCUCUGCCCCUCCGUCUCUGUCUCUCUCCCUCAAACCCGAUAGAGGCACUGGUUUCUCUUCUGCGAGCAUCUCCCUGCCCCUUGGCCCUACCCACGUACCCCGUGGUCGUGGGCAAUUCAUCGCCACAUGUCAGCUCUGCCGUUGGGUCUCUUUUCCCCCAACCUCGAUGACACCAGGGUUUGCUCUCUGACAAGAUGUGCUUCUUUGGUGUUGAGGUGCCACAGGUUGGUCUUAUUAUGGCCCAGAGGAUCCAUGUUUCGGACAUCAGAGCCGAUUCCUGAUGUAUUCCCCGUGGAGUCGCGGGAUCUCAUGAGCAUCACCGAUACCCAGCUGGGCCACGACGGCAAGGGCACACCUCUGUGCGGGGACGCCGACUUAGGUUUGCUCAAAAGCCACCAGCGGCUGGACCAUGAGUGGAUGUCCCCCAUGGAUGAGUUUGCCGAAGCGCAGCAAGGUGGACCAUACAAGUAAUGAAGUGCAUCUUCCAGUCUUGGCAUCGCCGAAGCUGAAAUUUGCAACACUGCUGAGCUUGGAAGCAGUGGGCAAAGUGGUGGAUUCCCCCUGAAGCCGGUGUGUUCCAAGUUUGCUCUCAAGCUACCAGUGGAUGGACCAUAUAUUUUUGUCAAAUUCUUAAUGAUACCUCUGUAGUUCUUCGUGAUUUACUACAACAAUUGCUCCUAUACUAUUUAGUCACUGAAAAUUUCCAUUGUUAUCAAGAGCUUACUUUUAUUCUUAGUAAUUCAUAUGCCACAGUUCUGGCUAUUGAAGUUGUCCUAUUGACAACUGUUGUUGUUUCAUAUGAUACUCUCUUGACAGUAGGAACCUGAUUCAUGUAGAUUUUGAAAUGGUCAAUCUUUUUCUAUUCUGCACACUUGUUGGAAUAUUAUGGAGCCAACUUCAUUGUAGGUUUUGCCUUAUAAUCCAAACUAAUAAUUGUGAUCUCGUUGAAACAUGUUUGGUGAUUAAUACACUUCAGAAAUAUUGAAAAGAGUAUUGAUGCUAUUAUUGCCGACCACAAUUUCUUUUUCUUUUUUAUAAUCAUGAUUGAAAGAGCCUGAGUUAUUUUUGUAUUAUGUUUUGUUCUCUAGUGCGCAAGCUGCUUGUUUGAUUGUUCAGUAGAUGACAUUCGCUUGAUAGAAACCACAUUC
Triticum aestivum (bread wheat) is the source of this 1175-nucleotide messenger RNA. RefSeq lists its product as uncharacterized. NCBI's taxonomy places the organism in Eukaryota, Viridiplantae, Streptophyta, Magnoliopsida, Poales, Poaceae. The transcript has 3 exons. The coding region runs from base 154 to 498 and encodes 114 amino acids. The record is from RefSeq and is a predicted model, not a curated record.